CUGAGAGUAUUCUCCCUUAGGGCAAGCAGUGAGAGCCCUCCUUCCCAACGUUGGGAGGGAGUUAGUCUGGAACUGGCCGGGUCCCAGCAGCCCAGUUGUGGAGAGCAGCUCCAGAGGGCGCUGACCUCUCGGACGCGGAGCCAGAGCACCCCCUGCCACAAGCUGGGGCUCAGACCGCCCCUGGAGCCCAGGAGGGCAGGUGGAGAAUGCAGCCUCCUCCUCCUCCGGUGCCUGGUCCUUUGGCUCCGCUGGAUGCUGCAGAGCAAUUUGCAAAAAGAAAGCAGAUUUCUCUUUGGUUUGCUGUCUCUCUCCUGGUGGCAUCCAUCUUCAUACUAACCAUUGGCCUUGCAGCAACAACCAGAACUGAGAAUGUGACUGUGGGAGGCUACUAUCCAGGAAUUAUUCUUGGCUUUGGAUCUUUCUUGGGAAUUAUUGGUAUCAAUUUGGUGGAAAACAGAAGACAAAUGUUGGUAGCCGCCAUAGUAUUUAUCAGCUUCGGUGUGGUGGCAGCCUUCUGUUGUGCAAUUGUCGAUGGAGUUUUUGCAGCCCGACAUAUAGAGCCGAGGCCUCUCAACACUGGAAGGUGCCAGUUUUAUUCAAGUGGGGUAGGAUUCUUGUAUGACGUCUACCAGACUGAGGUCACUUGCCAUUCCUUGACCAGCAAGUGCCAGCUAAAAGUGAAAAGCAAUACAUGCUACUGUUGUGACUUAUACAACUGUGAGAACACAGAACAUUCUACCAGUUACUAUGAGUUUGUUGGAGUCAAUGGCUGUCAGGAUGUGAUUCACCUUUACCGUUUGCUGUGGACCUCAACAGUGCUGAACAUCAUUGGUUUGUUUCUGGGGAUCAUCACUGCAGCUGUCCUAGGGGCUUUUAAGGACAUGGUACCCCUAUCCCAAAUGGCAUAUGGUUCUGCACCUCCUCCUCAAAUACUCUACAAUCCAGCUCAACAGAUCUUGACAUAUGCAGGAUUUUGCCCUUCUACGACAACCCUUCCUGCCUACUCACCCUACCCUUUACCUCUUCAGCCUGCCAGCAAUUUUCCAGCUUCGUCAUCCACUGAUAUCUCUUUAUCUGAUGACACCCAGCCUCCGUCUCAGUCCAGCUCCACCUAUGGGCUUCCUCCCAAUGCCCCACCACUCUAUACACCAACUUAUUUCCUCCCUGGGGAAAAGCCUCCACCAUACGCACCAUGAAACAGCAUAGGUUUUCUGUAGUCAAUGACAAUUUUAAAAAGAUACUUCCAGAAAACCAGCUGUUUUGACUGCCUGCAGAUGAACCAAGAAACUCUUUCCAGUUCCACUUACUUUCUUCUCCCUUCACAUUCAUUAAAAAUGGACCAGUAGUCUGGGAGACCUGGCCAGAUAUCUACCAAGAAGAAUGCUGCCAACUUGUGACUGGCACCUUUAAUCCCUUCUUUCCCCACCAUAAUAACUUUGGCAGGGGAAAGAUAAAGGGGAACCUUUUAUCAAGAACACUGUUUGUUCUCUACAGAAACAGCACUUCAUCAUUUCAGAUACUCCUGAGUCCUUUUCUUUAAACCAGCAGAGUACUUUGGCCCUAGGAUUCUUCUAGUCUGGACAGGUGCCUCUUCUGACAUAGAAAGCAAACAGAUGCCUUCAACUUCAUUUCCUUACAGUAUUUAAAAAAAACAUUCUUUUGUCCUAGGGUCCAGAGAAAAUCAGUGUUAUGAUUAAUUUGCAACAAAAUAUGCUAUAUGUUUAUAUGUAUACAUGAAUAUCAUAUAUAUAUUCACAUGUCACAUAGAAGAGAUGUGGUCCCUAUUGUUGCAGUGACUCUGGGUAGCCUUUGUUCUGAAAAGAAAAAAGGUGAUGGUUCAAGUAUACAAUGCUAUAUUUAAAGGAUUGUUAGUUGUCUGAACUAUCUGGGUGUUAACUAUUAGUUCUUGAGUAUAAAGUCUGUCAUCACUAUUGUGCAAAUCUUUUUUAUGGAGGUUCUGUAUUUGAUUUUUUAAAUAUUUGGUUUUGAAUAGUAUGCUCAUAAUGUUUUCUAGAAGAUGCCUAGUUCAUCGAUAGGUGGAGUCAACAAAUGUCUAAGUGCCUACCUUGCCAGAAAGCUGCUGUGUAUAGGAACUAUUCUGACUUGCCCUGGCGGGAUGGGAAGAGGGCAUUCUCUUAUUUUCCAUUCUACUCCAAUCUGUGACUUAAUUUCCUUGUCUGUAAAAUAGAAGUCUUUGAUUAGAUGGUUUUUAAAGGACUUUUCCAGCACUAGAAUUUUCAGAUUCAGUUUUGACAGCUAUGCCUAAAGUGCUAGCUCAGCUCCUAAUUUUUUUUUUUUAAUGUAAUAAAUUUAAUGUUAGAUCCAUUGGAAAAUAUGAUCUUUGGCUCCCUCUGCUGGCUGUAAUUCUAUCAGCUUUAUUUUAUAUGACCAGUCUUAGAAUUGGAUUUGACCUUGAGUAACUGUUAUCGAGGACUACUUAUUUCUUCUGGGUAUCUACAAAAAGAAUUACCGUAGGAGGGGAAAGCAUUAAAAGGAAAACCACUUACAUUCCAUUUGGGUCCUCACAAGUUCUGAUCUUCCUCGAUAAAAAUUUCCCAAGGAAAGAGGAGUGAAGAAAAACACAUGAUGAGUCAAAUCACAGUAAAUUGGGUCAGAGAGGCUAGAAAGUGCCAUACAUAUGAAAGAUACUUAGGUUGUUAGGGGGAGGGAGAGUGGGAAAGAGAACUCUUUGCCAAUGAAGAUUUUAUCAAGAUCCAAAAACUCAUUAUCUUUCCAGUAAGAAGCUGGUUUUGUUGAGAAUAGUUGUCUCAGUGUUUGCAUUCCUGUAUAUCCCAACUGUAAAAUGGUGACCAACCUGGCCAUAUUUGUUUCUUUUUUUUUUUUUUUCACUAACUCAUAUUUCUAUGUAAUAUCCCUAAGAAAAUUGAGGUUUGUAGGUCCAAGUGCUGUUAAACUGAAAAUAGAAAUGUAUAUCCUCAAGCUAUAAUAUAUUGACCUUAAAAACCACAAAUUAACAUUGUUUAUAUUGUACUGUAUUUUGUAUUUA
Molecule: messenger RNA, 3007 nt
Organism: Antechinus flavipes (yellow-footed antechinus)
Lineage: Eukaryota; Metazoa; Chordata; Mammalia; Dasyuromorphia; Dasyuridae
Gene: TMEM255B
Product: transmembrane protein 255B
Exons: 9
Coding region: 207-1196 (329 amino acids)
Source: RefSeq, a predicted model, not a curated record